CCCUUUCUUUCUAAUUUCUCUUUGUGAUUUUUCAUUUUCCCCAAUUUGGUGCACACUUUCCCAUUUCAUUCAUAUUUUUCAAAUCCAUUUCCAUCGUCGUGGAGCCCUCGCACCGUGAAGGCCUCUCGCCGUCCAGCCCUCUCGCAGUCGAACCUUCUUGCAGUCUAGUCUUCUCACAGUCCAGUCCUGGCACUGUCGAGCCUUCACGCUAGCGAGUCCUAGCUCUAUCGAGAUCUAGUUUUGUCGACCCAUCGCGUUUUGUGUGUAGCAGGUUGUUGAAAACAUGGCCAAGCAUCAUCCUGAUUUGAUUAUGUGUCGAAAGCAGCCAGGGAUUGCCAUUGGGCGACUGUGUGAGAAAUGUGAUGGCAAGUGUGUGAUCUGUGAUUCUUACGUGCGUCCUUGUACACUUGUCCGCGUUUGUGAUGAAUGCAACUACGGGUCGUUUCAGGGUCGAUGUGUCAUAUGCGGAGGAGUAGGAAUAUCUGAUGCCUACUACUGCAAGGAAUGCACGCAACAGGAGAAAGAUAGAGAUGGUUGCCCCAAAAUUGUUAAUUUAGGGAGUGCCAAAACUGAUUUAUUUUAUGAACGCAAAAAGUAUGGUUUUAAGAAAAGAUGAUGAGGGUAGUUUACUGAGAUGCUUGUAUCUCUUAAAACUUUUUGUACGUGUCUUGUUCGGAUAGAAGAAUUAUAGGAUGUGACCUUGAGUUUGUAAACUUUUAUAUGUUAAAAUGCUUGUUUAGAUUGCUGCUGAUAAAA
This is a messenger RNA of Vigna angularis (adzuki bean), 756 nucleotides long. Its product is annotated as PHD finger-like domain-containing protein 5A. The record is from RefSeq and is a predicted model, not a curated record. Gene Ontology annotation, cellular component: U2 snRNP; catalytic step 2 spliceosome; precatalytic spliceosome. Bases 284 to 616 code for a protein of 110 amino acids. Lineage: Eukaryota; Viridiplantae; Streptophyta; Magnoliopsida; Fabales; Fabaceae. The transcript is spliced from 2 exons. Gene Ontology annotation, biological process: mRNA splicing, via spliceosome.